Molecule: messenger RNA, 1896 nt
Organism: Ceraceosorus guamensis
Lineage: Eukaryota; Fungi; Basidiomycota; Exobasidiomycetes; Ceraceosorales; Ceraceosoraceae
Exons: 4
Coding region: 461-1774 (437 amino acids)
Biological process (GO): transsulfuration
Cellular component (GO): cytoplasm
Molecular function (GO): cystathionine gamma-lyase activity; pyridoxal phosphate binding
Source: RefSeq, a predicted model, not a curated record
GUCAGAAGUCACAGUCACGAGUGCGCAUCUGACCUGAUCCGGCUGAAGGUGCGUGGUGUGCCCUUUGCAAACAUUCGUCAGCCCUGAUCAACAUCCGUGACCCUCCCUACCUGUCGCUCCUUUGCGCUACUCGUGACUCCUAGCUGCAUCAGUUGCUAGCCACUGCUCCAUCUCCUUGCGGCCGUGACCUGUCCGUGUGCUGACUUCUACAUCUACAAGGCCCCAAGACUUGUCCUGUUUGUCAUCCUCGAGCCUAAUCAUUAUAUAUAUCGAGCGCCUCAUUCUAGACUUCGACACCUGCUCUUUGAUCUUCUCGUCACAUCAUCGCUACAGCUUAACACAGUGCAGCAUAGCCUCUUUGCAAUACCUCUCCAAGCGAGAAACAGCACAGCAACAGACGAUCCCACUACGUUCUGGACACCGAGCCUUCGCUGCCCUCCACACCAACACCGCAGUCGCAAUGGUUCCAGCACCUACUUUGUUCGACGAGCGCACAGAUGCUGCCGCAUCAACUGCACCAGCGACCAGUGGAGCCGCAAAUGGCACCGCAGCUUACGGAUUCAGCACGCGAGCCAUUCACGUCGGGAGCGAGCCUGAUGCCGGCACCUCUGCAGUGAUUCCUGCCAUCAGCCUUUCCACGACCUACAAGCAAGACGGCGUAGGCAAUUUCAAGGGCUUCGAGUACUCUCGUAGCGCCAACCCCAACAGAGACUCGUUCGAGCGCGCCCUGGCGUCGCUGGAAGGGGCGAAGCAUGGACUUGGCUUUAGCAGCGGUAGUGCGGUGACUGCCACGAUCCUGGCUGCGCUUCCACCCGCCAGUCACAUCGUCAGCGUGAAUGACGUGUACGGAGGCACCUACAGGUACUUUACCAAGGUGGCUUCCACAACCCAGAAUAUUAAUGUGGACUUUGUAGAGAUGGGAGGAGAAGCGGCAGCGGUUGAAGAAAGGCUGCGAGACGCUGUCAAGCCCGAGACAAAGAUCGUCUGGGUAGAAACGCCUACCAACCCUACUUUGCGCCUCAUCGACAUUAACCUGGUAGCGAGGGUGAUCAAAUCGAUUGCGCCUUCAGCAGCUCUGGUCGUGGACAGCACCUUCUUAUCGCCAUGGUAUCAGAACCCUUUGACUCUGGGCGCAGACAUUGUGGUACACAGCAUCACCAAGUACAUCAACGGCCACUCGGAUGUGGUGAUGGGCGCAGCAGUGACCAACUCGGACGAGUGGGCAAACAAGUUGAGAUUCUUGCAAAACUCCAUCGGAGCUGUGCCUUCUGCGUUCGACAGCUGGCUAGCUCUGCGAGGCCUCAAGACUCUAGCCCUGCGUUUGAAAGCGCACGGACAAUCCGCACUGGCAGUCGCGACCUACCUCUCUUCGCACCCAGCCGUUGACGAGGUGCUCUACCCCGGACUGCCCUCGCACGCAUCUCACGCUCUGGCGAGAAGACAAGUGUCGAAGAGGGCCGCUCCCAAAGAAGCGUCAGGCCCGUUUGCGUAUGGAGGGAUGGUUUCCUUCAGACUCAAGUCCGACCCAAAGGACGAGAGGCCUGCCAAGGAGGUGCUCAAGAACACUCACGUCUUCACGCUCGCAGAGAGCUUGGGUGGCGUGGAGAGCCUGAUCGAGCUUCCUAGCUUGAUGACUCACGCCAGUGUCAGUCCGGAGGAUCGCGAAAAGCUUGGCGUCGAGCACAAUCUGAUCAGAGUCAGUGUGGGCCUGGAAGACAUCGACGACCUCAUCGCAGACCUCGACGGUGCUUUCAAAGCGGCAAACCUUGCAUAGAGCUUGCUACACAUUCGACAACACUGCGCUACGAGUUUACUUGCAUCUAGAAUACCUUACCCCUUCACUCGCCCCUGUAAUGUAUGCGAUCGCCAGAAUGGACAUUUUGAUUGCGCAGGAGA